CGUGAUUUCAGGAUGGCGACUGCUGAUGGACCCUUUUCACACAACUUCUUUUAUAAGACCAAAGAGCACGUACAUACCGGUAGAUUAAUUCCACAGCACCAAGAUGUCAGGAGCAUCAUCUGUAUCUGUAUCUUUAUCUGUGUCGGUGGAUCUGAGUUCCUUGCUUGAAGGUCAGUCGUUUGAGGACGCAUUGGUUCGAUUGGAAAGUCGAGCUUUCGCACUGGAUCACAACAACGGCAUUUUGCAGUUCUGGUUUCGGCAAGAGGCGCCUGUAAAGUUUCUGGGUAAGAUGGAUGAGGUAGGCUUGACAGAGAAUGAUAAAACGCGGCUUGGUAGGUUUAGUACUGAUAGUCCUGAAAUAGCGAAACGAGUCCUGAUCUCUGGAGUCUUGAAAGGUGGGAGAAUGAUUUCAGUCAACUCUCUUGCUUUUGCGCACGAUCAACUGCAUAUUACCGCUAGUAAGGAAAGGCAUGAUACCGGGAGUAAGGAAAAGGAACUGCAGCAUUGCAAGGCCGGUAGUAGCAAUAACGAAGCCAGGAAGAAGGUACUACAAGGAGGCCUGCUCAGGUUCAUCCUAGAAAACUACAUUCCUAUCGAAGAUAUCCAAACGUCUGCAAUGCCCGUGCAUCCCCACUGGCACAAUGUGGGAGAAUCUCUCCUCUUGCAAAAGUCGUAUUCCAAGAUUCCAGAAAUUGACUUACAAGAAGUUCUUUACCAAGUUUUUCAAGGUGCCCGACAUCACAUCAACAUGGCCGGAGACCUAUUCUCCGAACAAGAAGAAUACCAACAGUUCCUCAUGGCCGGAGUACACUUGUGUGAUUUGACCGCCAGACGAAACAAUGCCAAGUUCAUGGAACAAGUAUACGUUCGAAACGAUGCCAUAGAACCACUUGAGUUACAAAAUCACCAACCAGAACGAUACCCAGGCACCAAUGUUGCCGACAAUCACUUUUCCGACCAGCACCUCCACUACAUGAGAGCUGCCUGCAUUCAACUCUCCAAACUCACCUUGUUGGAAAGUGAGGGAGAUGCCGUUGCCGUUGCCGCCAAUGCCGGUGUCGCCAUUCAUCAUAUCCAAGAACUCCAAAACACUCAUCAUCGCAGACACGUUCGGGCUAUUGGCUACGCCAUGCACAAUGUACCAACGUGCCCUUCCCCCGGGGGACACAGGAAGAAAUGGGGUGCGGCACUUCGUAGAGACAAUUUACUCUGUCAGGAAAUGAUGGCUGCCGGAGAAGAAUACUUUGGAGACAUGGGAUGGUUUUGGGAUCCUUGCGAGGACGAUUAAGUAUACUGAGCAGCCAUUAGUGCAGCGGCUGAUAAUUUACUCCGCGCAGUGACAGGAAACUACCUAUAGAAACUGCUGGUAUCGGUAUCUUGGAAGCCACCUCCGAGAUUCAAGGCCCUGAAAUCGAUGAAUAAACAUCGUUAAUAGAUUAAAAAUACUAGAUCUAUAGAAAGCGAUGUCC
Molecule: messenger RNA, 1469 nt
Organism: Seminavis robusta
Lineage: Eukaryota; Bacillariophyta; Bacillariophyceae; Naviculales; Naviculaceae
Source: the annotation of a GenBank genome assembly